Molecule: messenger RNA, 4099 nt
Organism: Closterium sp. NIES-67
Lineage: Eukaryota; Viridiplantae; Streptophyta; Zygnematophyceae; Desmidiales; Closteriaceae
Source: the annotation of a GenBank genome assembly
CAACCUCGACCCAGUUCCCAAAUCCAUUCCUACGGAUCGCCGCACUGUCCCACACACCCCGCCUCUCGUCGCUCGUCUCCUAAACAACACAUUACGUCGCGUCUCGCCUCCCGCUUCUCGUCUCUCGCUCGAUCCAUGAGUGCCUGCGCAUCUUGAUCCGUUGACCCACGGGGGUUGUGGAUGCAACUGUACGUAUCUAUUCGCUCUCCGUCCGCGCCGCACUAGAUCUUCCCUUUCCUCCGCUCCGCCACGUGUCCAAUGCGCGCGGGACCGACGCGAGAGAGGCGCCUCGCAGCGCGCCUCGACGGCUUCGAGGGCUUCGAAUGGACGCUCCCGGACCGCCACACGCUCCGCGCCGCCUCCGCCGCCGCCAGCGGCGCCAUCAGCGGCGGCAGCAGCGGGGGGCCCGUCGGCGGAAUCUUCUCCCGCAGCGGAGGCCCGUCGGGGGGGCUUCCCGCGGGGCGCAAGGGCGGCGCAGGUAGCGGCGGCGGCGGCGGGGGAUCGUCGUCUCCCCGAUGCUCGAUCUGCUCGUUACUAUGCUGCACUUGCAUGCUCGUCGCAUCUGCCCUUAUUCUCCUCAUGCUGCUGCUCGCAUACGCGCACCCGCGCCUGCCGUCUAACCUGCGCCUGCAUCACCAGCCCCGCUCAGCGCACCGCCACGCGCGGCAGCAGGCGCAGCAGCACCUGCGCGGAGGAUCGGCGGGUGCGGGCGGCAUUGCGGCGCGGCUGCGCUCAGCUGUAGUAGGCGCGGACCUACCGGGGGAAGAGAGCGUGUGGGCGUCCGGGGGCGGGAUCAUCGGGGAGCUGGGGAGUGCGCGCAAGGAGCGGUCGCAGCGGCGGCACCAGAUACAGGGGGGCAUCGGCGAGAAGGGCGCGAAGCAGCAGCAGCGGCGGGAGGGUGGGUACGAUGGGGUAAAUAAGCGGGGCUUCGAGCGCAGGAGGGGGAAAGGCGGCGGCUGGCAGCAGCGCGGGGGGCUGCGCGGAGAGGAGGAGGCGGAAGAAUUGGACGAGACGGAGAUGGGGAUGCGGCUGGGGGAACAACGCGGAGGCGGGGGGGAUCGGAGGAGCGCCUCUGCGCGGGUAUCCGGGAGGGAGUGGGAGCGGGGCAGCGGGAAAGGAAGGGGCCUUGGAACGGCGGCUGCUGCCGCUAAAACCGGGAGAAGCGAGGGCGGGGAAGAGGAAGAGGAGGAGGAGAAGGAGGAGGAGGAGGAGAAGGGGGACGAACACAAAGGAGAGGAAGAGGAUGAGGAAGAGGAGGGGGAGGAGCGUGAGCUUGAGCGAGGGGGCAAAAGAGCGAGCGAGGUGGCAAGAGAGGUAGGAGGGGUAGGGGGGCUAGGAGAGGAGCAUGAGGAGAUGGGAGCAGGGGCAGGGCGGGAUCGUGCAGGUGUUGGGGGGAAAGCAGGCGGCGCUAGUGCAGAUGAAGAGAGUGACUUAGACGAGGGCGAUGCUGUCAGUGUCCCAGAGCGUGACACUAACGAGGUCACUCGCGGUUCUGGUGCAAGCGGGCGGAAGGGGAAGGGGUAUAAUAGCGCUGGGGAGAGGCGGAGGGGGGGGAAACGGAGAAGCAGGCGCGGCGUGACGAGGGGGGAGCAUGACAUUGACAUUCGACGACGGGUGAGCAGACGAUAUGUGGAUGACGGGGGGGAGGAGGAAGAGGAAGAGGAAGGGGAGGGGCAUGAGGGAUUGCAUGGCAAGGCCAGUGGGGUGGGGCAUGGGGAGGACGAACCCGAAGCGGGAGAGGAGGACGAGGAGGAGAAGGAUGUGCGGGGAAGGAAAACGCGGAGGGGGGGGAAGAGAGGGCGGAAGAGGACAAGGGGAGGAGGGGAGGAGGCGGAAGAUGGUUCUGACUCAGAUGCUGACGUGGACGGCCUAGAUGCGAUUCUGAAGGUGUUAGAGGAGAAGGCAAGGAAGCGGAAGGGCAGAGGGAAGGGGGGGCGCGAGGGGGAGGUAGCAAGGAGAGAUGGGCAGAAGAGGCGGGGGAGGGGGUCAGUUAGGCAGGAGACUGAGGCAGAUGAAGACGACGAGGUGGCGAUUGGGAAGGAUGGGGGAGAGGAGGAGGAGGAGGAGGAGGAGGAGGAGGAGGAGGAAGGGGCGAAGGGGAAGGGGAAGGGGAAGGGGAAGAGAGGCAGGCAGCGGGAGGCAAAGACUGACAGCGAGGAUGGGGAUGGGAGGGCGCGGCAUGGUGCAGUGGACUUGGAGGAGGGAAAGGGAGAGCAGGGGGAUGGAGAGAGAGGAGAGAAGGCACUGGCGAAGCAAGGCGAGGUGGGAAGGGACGAAGACUUGCCGUUUGGGAAAGCGGCUGGGGCAGGGUUGGUGGACGGGCGAGGGGCAGAGGCGGGGCAUGCAGGGGAGCAGGCGGAGGGGCGUCAGCAGCAGCAGCAGGGGCAGCAGGAGGGGGGAGGGGCGGUAGGGGGAGGAGGGAAGCAUGAGCUAGACUCGCUGCUGGAGGGCAUGGGGAUGGCAGGUGGAGAAGAGGGGGGCAGUGCCGGGCUGCAUGGUGAUUCCAAGGGGGGAGAUGCUGGUUCUGCUGGUGCUGCUGGUGCUGCUGGUGCUGGUGCUGGUGCUGGUGCUGGUGCUGGCACACUGGGUUCUGGCGCUGCAGAUACAGACGCUGGUGGGGAGAGGGCUGAUAGCAGCCGCAGCAGCAGUGCUGGGGAUGUUGCUGAUGAUGAUGACGAUGAUGAUGAUGCUGGUGGGGCUGCUGAACGCACUGCUCAUGCUCUUGCCGAUUCCGUACACCACAGCAGCGGCUCGCAGGGGAAGGAUCAUGGGCAAGAAGAGGGUGGCGGGGGAGAGCGGGGGAGGGAAGGGGACAGAGAGAGAGGGGGUGACAGCGGGCAGCAGGUGAGUGGGGAUGGGGCGGGUGGAGGAGGGGGAGCAGGGAAAGGGGCGGAUGGUGGAGCGCAGAGAGAGGGGAGUGGAAGUGAGGGGCCAGCAGGGGAGGAAAGCACAGGCCGUGGAGAUGCAGGGGAAACGGUGGUGGGUGAAGGGGCGGUGGGGGAGAGUGAUGGGGCGCAAGAACGAGAGAGCCGUGGUGCAGACACGUCAGGUUCUGAAGCAGCAGUGCAGGAAGGGGAGGCCGCACAUGCGAAUGCAGUGGCGAUGGAAGGGCGGGGCGAUGGUGAGCACAUGAAAAUGCAGGCUGAGCAUGCUGGCAAUGAGCAUGCUGGCAAUGAGCAUACUGGCAAUGAGCAUGCUGGCAAUGAGUAUGCACGCGAGGCCGAGGGAGCACAAGGAGCAGAAGGAACUGGAGGAAGUGGAGGAACAGAAGGAGGCAUGGGAGGAGCAGGUAAAGGUGGCGGUGGUGGGGAGGGAGGGGGAGGGGAUGAGCCAGGGCGGCAGAGAGAGGAGGAACUGAGGGGGAGCGACAGGGAGAGGGCAUAUGCGAUGGGGCUGAAUCCAACCAGGGUUGAGCAGAGAGAGAGCAGUGAGAGUGGGAGAGACGGGGGGAGCAUGCAUGAGGGAGGGGGGGAGCGCGGUGGUGAUGGUGGUGAGGGAACUGGGGAGGAGAACCCGGCUCAGGCCUUUUAUCAGCAGCAAAUGCAGAGGGAGGAGGAGGACGAGCAUCGCAGGGUGGGGUACAGCAGCACCAGGGAGGGGGAGGGGCAGGAGGGCAGUGCAGGAGGCGAGGAGAUGCAGAGAGGAGAGGGAGGGGCAGGGGCAGGGGCAGGGGCAGCCAUACAGCACGGAGGGGUAGGAGCAGGUGUAAGGGGAGGUCAUGAGGAGGAGGAGGAUGAGGGGGACGAGGGGCUGGGAGUGGUGGUGCAGGCAGCAUCAGGUGGGGAUGCGCAGGGCAUUCAGAGGGCGCUGCUGGCUGCUCCAGGGACUCAUGCUGAUGUACUGUCACCACUGACACUGGCUUCAUAGUACCGGGUUGCCAGGUUACCGGGUAGCAUAGCGUCCAUCCAUUCCAUUGCCAGGGCGGAGUCUCUGCAUGGUUGGGAGCACCUAGGUAGUACCACUUCCCGGUUGGGACCUUCGAGUAUGGCACACACAAUGGAGUCCCUUGAUGAAGUAUCUAUUGCUGGCUUAUUGACACGUCUCAUCAUUUAUCUUCUCUGUGCCUUCAUUGCAACUUGAUUCAAUUCCAAUCUUAGCG